Messenger RNA from Corvus hawaiiensis (hawaiian crow), 5389 nucleotides. Its product is annotated as bromodomain-containing protein 8-like. The transcript is spliced from 6 exons. The record is from RefSeq and is a predicted model, not a curated record. Gene Ontology annotation, molecular function: protein binding. NCBI's taxonomy places the organism in Eukaryota, Metazoa, Chordata, Aves, Passeriformes, Corvidae. Gene Ontology annotation, cellular component: NuA4 histone acetyltransferase complex. Bases 3625 to 4917 code for a protein of 430 amino acids.
CUUCCAGUUACCCCUGUAGCACCUAUGCAUGGCACAGCUGUGACAUUAGAGACAAUCCAUUAAUCACAGGAAUGUUGCACAGAACUUGGAUGGAGAGGAAGUUUCCCUGCUUGAGUGUGUGAGGAUAUGGCAGCACUGUGGGGACACUGGAGAUCAAACCUUGAGAAGUUAAAUACUGCAGUCUUGUUGGAGCUUUCCUUAGGAGAAAAUGCAUUGAAAAGGACUUGACAUUCUUUCCCCAGAGAUCUGUGGAGGCUACACUAGUCAGAGUGAAAAUCUGUGAUCCCAGCACCCGUAGGCAGGAUUGCCAAUACCUGGUUUCACAUCUGAGCUUGUGCACUGUUUCUACUGGAAAUUACAGUCCUUUUCCUCAGCAACAAGAAGGUUUAAGUUCUCUGCAAGAAUUUCCAAGUUACUUUUUCUGCUCAUAUGACCUGAGAUGAAACUUGCAUGUUUUCUGCCCACACAAUCUAUCAUGGGGUAAAAAAAACAACAAAAUGACACCAUCCUUGAUUGUUGCAGCAGCUGGGAGUGCUCUGCACUCUGUGCAGGGUGCAGCUUUCUGGUAGACAGGUUUCAGGAAACUGAGUCACUGGGAUUAAGACCAGAGGCAUUGUUGCCUUAUCCAGUAAGAGCUCUCAAUUUUCACAAGUUCAGUGUUGGAAGUUGGCCGUGCCUGCUGUGUCAAGUCCCGUGUAUUGCUGAGAUGUAUUUUUACCAAGAGUCACCUUAGUGAUGUGGAAAUGCUGAAACUCCCUUGGAUUGGUGAUUGGUUAAUUGUCCUUCGCUGCUAAACGUGGGAGCAAAUUUCUGGUUUGAAUUUUUAUUGUUCUCAGUUCAUAGCACAAAAAGUUACAGAGGUCUUUGUCUUUCAUGUAUUUUAUGGAAUGAUUUCAGUUAGGGACAAACACUUUGGCAUUGCCUGUUGUGACAGGCAAGGUAAUGGUUCUAAACUAAGAGAGGGUUGAUUUAGACUGGAUGAAGAUUAUUUUUACAAUGAGGGUGGUGAGGCCCUGGCAUAGGUUGUCCAGAGAAGCUGUGGAUGCCCCAUCCCUGGACGUGUUGAAGGCCAAGUUGGACGAGGCUCUGAGUAACUUGGGAUAGUGGAAGGUGUCCCUGCCCAUGGCAAGGGGGCUGGACCCAGACAGCCUUUAAAGGUCCCUCCCAACCCAACCCAUUCCAUGAUUCUAAGUUGGGAAGAACCUCUGUGCAUUCCUUAACUUCAUUCAGCUGCUCUGAGCAGGGCCAGCUUCAAAUAUUUACCUUACACCCAGUCAGAAUUUCCUGUGGUGCAACUUGUCAUCCCUGUCUCCUUUCACUGUUGGGCACUGAGAAGAGUCUGGCUCCAUCUCUCUAACACCUCUGCCCUGCCAUUGUCUCUGUUGGAAACUUGAAGGUACAGCAGAGGAGAAGACAUCAGGCCCUCUGGUAACUUGCUUCCGUCAUGGCAAGCAUUGCUGUUCCGUCCUAACCUUGGUUUCUUCUCUUAACCAGGUAUUUUUCUUUCAGCCUUGUCUCCUGUCCCAUGACAUUUUAAUAGUCUUUAAUGAUGUUUAAGAGCUUUAAAACUCCAAGAUGUGGUUUUUCUCUACGGAGCCUCAUUCCCUCUUUCCCAAUUCAUCAUCUCAUGCUCUGACUACUUACUAAUUCUCUUCUUCCUAAUACUUUGUUCUAAUCUGUCUAGCACAGAGCUGAUGUUUUACUGUGCUGCAUCUCCCAGCACCCACCCUUUUACAGACAGAUAAAACUGUCACUCCUUUCUGGUUUUCUUCUUAAAUGACAAGUUACACAGCAUAGGCUCCGUCACGUUAUAUUUAAGCUUCUUUAGGGCUCACAGAUGAAUCCCAAUGGGUUCUAAGGUUUAUUCGCUCCCUCAAAUUGUUCUAAAACCUCCCCUGUUGACAUUUUAAUUCGAAAUCGUCUCUCAGACCCAUCCCAAGAGAAGGUCUCAUGUGAGCUCCUCUGUGGCAAGUGCUGAUAAUGAUGAUUAAUUUGGUUUUUCCAACUGGGCCUAUUUUCCACUGAGAUGUUUGGCACUGAUUGUGUGUCAUCCCCACUGAUCAUCUGGCAGCUCUCUGCUUCUGAUGUUUUUGAUGAGGUUUUUUGGUUUUAUUUGCUUUUAUGUCUUUAGCAAAUUGUUCUCUUUUUCUUUUUUCUUUUUUUUUUUUUUUUGCCUACUUUAUGUGGAUUCUACAUUUCAUUUAUUAGAGUUCAGGCUUUUAUCAUUUUUCUUGUUUUGACAUGUAAGUUCUUUUUAAAGGCUGUCUUUUUGAUUUCUAACAGCUUUUUCCCAGAACAGCAAGGGUUGCACAGUGUCUGAUCUCUGCAAAGUGAACUAAAACUUUCCAGUUUGAGAGAGGUUCCUUGCUAGUGACUUACGUAGCCAACAUAAUUAAGAACUGUCAGGCAAUUCUUAAUUAAAAGUUCAAGUCUGUGUCAUUUUGUCCGGAAUUGGUGUAGAGCUGAGCAAGCUGUGAUUAUUUCACUCAUCAUGUCUUGCACUAAUGCUGCUGUUCUGCUCUCUGGCAUCUUGAGCCUUCCAAGAUUUGGUAAAACUGAACAUAAGGCUGAUGAUCUCUUUAAUCUUGCGCCCAAGUUCCCAGGACUUCCUGAUCUUCAGCGUUUAUCCCUCUGAACUGGAGUACGGAAAGAUGAUCACAAGUGAUCGGAUUAGCCUGGGCUGAGGCUUUUCUGUGCCUCUGCGUGUGGCAGCUCUGCUGAGGCUGCAGGAGAGAGCUCCAGGCACGGGCUUUCUCUUCAGAUGGAAUCUCAGUUUGCCCAACUCCCUCACCUGGAAGUUGAGAGCAGGUAUUGUUAUCUCUAACCUCAUCAAAUUUCAUCUGCUGCCAGUGAAGUGAACUUUGAAAGAGGUUUCCGAAGGACAGGCUUUCAGAUCCCAGCUCUGCUUGCAAGUUCACAAAAUAAGCAAACCUGUUUUCUCAUCUCAGACCCAGAGGAUUCUGUGUUUCUCCCAGUUAUGCACCAUAAGCUGUAUUUGGAGCUGUGCUAGCAGUCCUGAGAAUGGAAAAGCCAAUCAGUGAGAAAUGCGAUUGUUCAAAACUCUGAAAAAAUGAGGUUGUACAUAAUUAACUGAAGACUCUAAAGACAGUGUUAAUUAAUGCAUAGAAUUCUCCACAGGUGCAGCAUCCUGGCAGCUCCAUUCAGUGGUAAGAUGCAGAUUUUGUGACAUCCUUUACUGUUGUACAGUGACUCUGCAAGCAGUUCCCCAGGCUUAGAGAAAUCAGAGUGCAGUCAUGCAGUAGAAAACACUUAGGCGUGGACUAAUGAACAGAGAUUAAAUGAGUGGUUUCUUCCUUCUUAAGAGAAUGCUAACUUUUAUUUUCUGAAAUGUGUAGAACUGUCCCUGUCAGUGUGUGACUGUGCAGUUACAAUUCUUCUGGCUCAGGUACAUGAGAUAUCACCAUCCAGCUAAACCACACCUGUCACUUUCAAAACUGUGUCUGUAAGGUUUGUAGUAAUUAAUCUCCAGUUAAAAAGUUCUCAGGCAGCAGCAAAUGGAAUUUCAGUGAGCUGUCCUUGGAGUCACUGUUGCCAACACUCAGCAGCUGAGGAGCCCCAGCAGGACUCAGUUUGAACUUGCUGGAAUCCUUCAGCAUCUUAAAUAUGGAGCAUCAGCAAAGCCACGUGCUCCCAGACAGCUCAGCAUGCCCUGAGCAGAGUGACCCACUGACCAGGGCAAGGAGAGAGCACAGCAAAAUUCCAGAAAACCUGAAAUUCAGUUGCUCUGAAGGAGCAGUUUGUGUUGCAGAGCUGCAGCCCUGCCAUGUGCUGUGUGGUAAGCUCAGGUGUAGGCUGCUCAUCCCAGGCUGUGACCCUCCAAGUGUGUCUAGAAAUGAGCUGGGUUUGGCAGUUCUGGAUCAGGGUACAAAGAAAUUGCUGUCUUUUCCUUGUUUGCAGAUGGGCCAUGCCUGGAAGUCUGAGUUGGAAUCUCUCAAGUCAGAGAACAGUGAUUUCCAGUCUCUUCCUGACUGGGAUUCAAGCCUGGAUCUGGAUGUGAGGAGCUGGAGAAAUUCUGAAGAGGUGGCCAUGGGGAAGCUAGAGGGGAGCAGCCAAGAGAAAGACCAUGAGAUGGAGCUGAGUGAGCCUCUCUGGAAGGAUGAUAGUGAAGAUUACCAAGAGGCAGAGAAACCAUGUGAAAGUGACAAUCUUUUCCAGUUCCUCUUGGAGGUAACCCAGAUGUUGGAAUCUUUCUGCAUUAGCAGCACAGAGUCAUCGCAGACUCCAUGGGAUUAUUGUGGCUCGGGGAAGCAGAGUGAUGGGGAAGAAGUGAGGUGCCAGGAGAAGACCACAGGAACAACAGUCUCAGGAGCAGAGGAAAAUCAACUACACAUCCUGGCAGAAGAUGAGAAAGAACACUUCCUGGGAAGAGAGGGCAAGACUCAAGAGACACCUGGAGAACCACCUUUAGGUGAGCUGCCUCCACCAGAGAUGAGUGCUCAGGCCCUGGAUCAAGAUGACAGCAACAGCACCUCUGCAGCCCCAGAGCUGGACUCCACAGGCUCUCCCAACAUGCACCUGCUGCAGCCGAGCUGGAAUAACCCUCUCCAGCAUCUGAUCCUCAAAAAAAGGCUCCUGUCCAUCUGGAGAAUGAUAGCCAGUCACAGGUUCAGCAGCCCGUUCCUGAAGCCAGUGUCAGAGAAACAAGCCCCUGGAUACAAGGAUGUGGUAAAAAGACCCAUGGAUUUAACCAGCAUAAAGAGGAGGCUGUCAAAGGGACACAUUCAGUCCGUGAUGCAGUUCCAGUGUGACCUCAUGCUCAUGUUCCAGAACGCGGUGAUGUACAACAGCUCCAACCACCACGUGUUCCAUGUCGCUGUGGAGAUGCAGCGAGAGGUCUUGGAGCAGCUGCAGGUCUUGGCUGAAGCCCUUCUGUUCUCCAGGGACAGGCUGGAGUGAGGCAGAAGGUAACCAGCCCUGUCUGAGGCCUCUCUCAGUUGAGUAGUGUUGUCUCUCUGGUUCAGGGCAUCUCCUGAGCUCAGGGGAUGUGCUGCCCUGCCCUUGGGCAGACCUUGUUAUCCACAGUGCUGGCUGGGUUGAUGGGUUGAUUCAAAUCAGUUUUUGGGAGAGUACCAUGUUGGAAGCCUCCGUUCGUUUUGGGAAAAGCAGCGAUGUAGCCCUGCAGGUAGAAGAGUUCCCUGGGAUGAAAAGCAAGGGAGAAAAUCCCGUGUGUGGCCAGGUGGAUGAAGCGGGUGCAGCCCGAGAGGGUGGGUGGCUGCACACUGGGCACCGCAGCGUUCCCGUGUUCUGGUUGUUGUGGUGUUCUGGUUGUUGUGGUGGUGUGUUGUGUUGCUGUGUUGUUGUGUUGGGUCGGGUGAGUCCAGCGUUACCGGCACUGACCACACCCAAUAAAGGCCCGUGUUGAAGCUUG